This is a messenger RNA of Musca vetustissima, 1008 nucleotides long. RefSeq names its product clavesin-1. Gene Ontology annotation, molecular function: phosphatidylinositol bisphosphate binding. NCBI's taxonomy places the organism in Eukaryota, Metazoa, Arthropoda, Insecta, Diptera, Muscidae. The record is from RefSeq and is a predicted model, not a curated record. The annotation marks the transcript as partial. The transcript has 2 exons. Gene Ontology annotation, cellular component: membrane.
UCUUUGAUUACAGUGUUGGAAACCGAAGUCAUGCAACAACACAACUUGUCCGGCCCCAAGGACGGUGAAGAAUUCGAUCCCUAUGUCUGCAGUCUGAGUCCCGAAUUGAAAGCCGUGGCCAAGGAGGAACUGCACGAAGAUGACAACAUUCGUAAACAAGCCUUGGCCCAAUUUCGUGAAUGGAUUGCCAAACAUCCACACAUUAAAAAAUGCCGAACCGAUACCAUUUUCCUUUUGCGUUUUUUGCGCACCAAAAAAUUCUCCGUACCUGCCGCCUGUGAAAUGUUGGAACGUUAUUUGACAAUUAGACAGUUGUUCCCACAUUGGUUCAGUAAAUUGGAUAUUGAAGAUCCGGCAAUGAGUGAAAUAUUCGAUAAUGGCUAUUUGGUUCCGCUGCCACAGCGUGAUGAACACGGCCGUCAGAUUCUUUUCUCAGUGGCUGCCAAAUUUGAUCCCUACAAAUAUACCUCCGUGCAAAUGGCUCGCAUCCACUCUCUGAUCUGUGAGGCAUUGUUGGAUGAUGAGGAUUCUCAGGUGGCUGGGUAUGUGUAUGUCAACGAUGAGAGUGGCAUGAAUAUGGGUUUUGUCAGUUUGUGGUCCCUUACCGAUUUGAGAAGUAUUUUGAAAUGUAUUCAAAACUCCACACCGAUGCGUCACAAGGAGACACAUUUCCUCAAUAUACCUCAUUAUGCCAACAGAAUUAUUGAAUUGGCCGUGUCCAUGUUGAGCGAUAAACUGAAAAAGAGAAUUAUUGUCCACAAAAGCAUUGACUCACUGAAGAGCAAAAUUGAUCCCAAAAUUUUACCCAAGGAAUAUGGCGGCACUGUACCCCUGGCCGACAUGAUCAAGGAAUUCAAAGUGAAAUUGCAACAGAAACGGGCUGCCAUUUUGGCCCUGGACGACAUGCAAAUUGAAAUCACAAAGGAUGCUGCCAGUUUUGCCGGCAAUGAUGUGGGAGAAAUUGAUUCGGGUGUUGUGGGUAGUUUUAGAAAACUGGAGGUCGACUAG